This is a messenger RNA of Chiloscyllium plagiosum (whitespotted bambooshark), 3837 nucleotides long. The record is from RefSeq and is a predicted model, not a curated record. NCBI's taxonomy places the organism in Eukaryota, Metazoa, Chordata, Chondrichthyes, Orectolobiformes, Hemiscylliidae.
GGCGCACCUCCAUUUCCAGCACCGACCACGUUAACAACCGCUCGAACUCGCGCGCUCUCAGAUUUGAACUCCCAAACGCUUGCGGAUGUGGAGGCAUUGAAGAGGGCACAGAAAAGGUUUACCAAGAUGCUGCCUGGAUUGUCGGGUAUGAGCGAUAAGAAGAAUUGCACCAUCCUAUACUAGAGAAUUCAGAGAUCAUAGAUGCAGCAGACAGAUCUUGGCCAUAACUCAAGGGACAAAUGCACAUCUGUUGGAAGACAUCUAGUCCCAUCACAUCAUUGCUCGACUGAAAGAGGUUUGGGCAGUGAACCAUCAUCUGGAAAUCAGUCAGGUGAGGGGGGCUUUGACAUAUCAUCAGAUCUGAAACUGGUCAGUGGUGUGGAUUAUUCCAACAGAACCAACCUUUCUGAACAUUCGACUGUGAGUGAUCAGUCGAGUUGAGGCUGGGAAGAAGUGUGAGCAAUUCAAAGUUAUGAUGAGAGCUUCAAUCAUUCAUCAAGUUUCAUGAAUCACCGACUCAUAAGUUGGAGGCUAUUCAAGUCUGAAAUUGGUAAUCUUUCUUAAUGUACAAGGUGCAUCUGUGUAAGUCUGUUCAAAUAAUAGCAAUUACAUUAGUAGAGGAAAUUUUCAAUAGUGAGUGAAGUCAAUUACGCUCCAGUAUCACUGACACAGUUAUACCAGGGAGAGAUUGUUCAAAUCUGAGGCGUGUAACCUGGAAUAUAGAUGACCAUCUGGUCUGAUGAAUGACCAGCACAUUCAGAUAGGAAUAAAAACAUUCACUUGCGAUGUGCAAUAAAUCAUUCUCAUCAUCAUCAACCCUCCUCAUGUCCCACCACAUUCACACAGAGGAGAAGCCAUUCAUGUGCAGGCAAUGUGAUAAAUCAUUCUCGCUAUCGUCAAAACUCCACAUACACCAACGUAUCCACACAGGGGAGAAACCAUUCCGUUGUGAGGUGUGUGACAAAUCAUUCUCACAGUCAGGACAGCUCCGCGUACACCGUCGUAUUCACACAGGAGAGAAAUUGUUCAAGUGCGAGGUGUGUGAUAAAUCAUUCUCCACUUCAUCAAGACUCCUGCUCCAUCAGAGGAUUCACACUGGAGAGAAACCAUUCAGGUGUGAGGUGUGCGACAAAUCAUUCUCACGGUCAGAACAUCUCCAUGUACACAGAAGUAUUCACACAGGAGAGAAGUUGUUCAAGUGUGGGGUGUGUGACAAAUCAUUCCCAACUUCUUCAAGACUCCUGCUCCAUCAGAUGAUUCACACUGGGGAGAAACCAUUCAGAUGUGAAUUGUGUGACAAAGCAUUCUACUCAUCAUCGAACCUCCACACACACCAACGUGUUCACACAGGAGAGAAACCCUUCCAUUGUGAGGUGUGUAACAAAUCAUUCUCUCAGGCAGGAUACCUCCGCACACAUCAACGUAUUCACACGGGAGAGAAAUUGUUCAAGUGUGAGGUAUGUGACAAAUCAUUCCUCACUUCACUAAGACUCCUGCUUCAUCAAAGGAUUCACACAGGAGAGAAACCUUUCCGGUGUGAGGUGUGUGACAAAUCAUUCACACAGUCAGGAAACCUCCGCAUACACCAACGUAUUCACACAGGGGAGAAAUUGUUUCAGUGCAGGCUGUGCAACCAAUCAUUCUCACAAGCAGGAGCCCUUCGUACACACCAACGCAUCCACACAGUAGAGAAAAUGUUUAAGUGCGACAUCUGUGACAAGUCGUUCUCACAGUCAGGACAGCUCCACACGCACCGACGUCUUCACAGGGGAGAUAGUUUAUUUAAGUGUGAGGUGUGUGAUAAAUCAUUCCCCACUUCAUCAAGACUCCUGCUCCAUCAGAGGAUUCACACAGGGGAAAAACCAUUCCGAUGUGAAGUGUGUGACAAAUCGUUCUCAUCAUCAUCAAACCUGCACACACACCAACGUGUCCACACAGGGGAGAAACCUUUCCAUUGUCAGGUGUGUGACAAAUCAUUCACACAGUCAGGAUACCUCCGUAAACACCAACUUAUCCACACAGGAGAUAAAUUGUUUAAGUGUACGGUAUGUGACAAAUCGUUCUCUCAAGCAGGAGACCUCCGCACACACCAAUGCAUCCACACAAGAGAUAAACUGUUUAAUUCUGAGUUGUGUGAUAAAUCAUUCUCACAUGCAAGAGAGCCCCACAUACACCAUCGCAUUCACACAGGAGCCAAAUUGGUUAAGUGUGAGGUAUGUGACAGAUUAUUCCCCAAUUCACUGAAACUCAUGCUCCAUCAGAGGAUUCACACAGGGGAGAAACCAUUCAGAUGCGAGCAAUGCAAUAAAUCAUUCUCAUCAUUAUCAAAUCUCCACACACACCAACGUAUUCACACACGAAAGAAACCAUUCCACUGUCAGGUAUGUAACAAAUCAUUUUCGCAGUCAGGAAACUUCUGCUUACAUAGACAUAUUCAAACAGGAGAGAAAUUGUUAAAGUGCCGGAUGUGUGACAAUUCGUUCUCAGAGGCACGAGCCCUCCAUACACACCAACGUGUCCACAAAGGAGAGAAACCAUUCCAAUGUGAGAUGUGUCACAAAUCAUAUUCACAAUUAGGAAGCCUCCGUGUACACCAACGUAUCCACAAUGGAAAGAAAGUGAACGGUUUGUGACAUAUCAUUCUGCAGCUCAUGCCAGUUCUUCUGUCUUACAAAUGGGAGAAAGCAAGUGUGAAAAAUCAUUCCCCACCUUAGCAAGACAGCUGCUGCAUCAGAGGGUUCUUACAGGGGAGAACGCAUUCAGGUUUGAGGUGUGUAACAAACCAGUCUUGUGGUCAGGACAGCUCUACAUACACCACCGCAUUCACACAUGACAGAAAUUGUUCGAGUGUGAGGUGUGUUACAUAUCAUUCCCCACUUCAUUGAGGCAAACCAAGAUUCACACUGGAGAGAAACGAGUCUUUUGCAAGUUGUGUAACAAAUCAUUCUUGAAGUCGUCGAGUUGACACAACCCUCAAUGUUUUCACAAGAAAGAAACCCAUUAGUUGUGAUGCACGUAUCAAAUCAGUGUCAAGUUCGACUCACUGUAAUCACUGGUGUUUUCACACAGGCAGAAACCAUUCAUGUGUGAAGUGUGUAAGUAAUCAUUGUCAAGAUCUUGGAACGUCCUGCUCCAUCAAAGUAUCCACACUCGGGAUUAACCCUUCAAAGGUUAAUUUGUGAUCAACCUUCCAAAGAUGUAUUAAACAAUUUAUGAAUCAGGACAAUUUCUUCAGAUGCAAUGUUUUUGUUCUGUCAGUGUAUUUCCUGGUCCAUAAACACCCUCACACAGGAGAAAGCCUUUCUGUGUGAUUUCUGUACUAGCACAUUCACACUGUUAUUGGAGCUCCUGGAAUAUCUGUGAACCCACACAGGAGACAAACUCUUCCAGUGUGAUAUGUUUCAGGAUUGUUUCACCUCCUCCUCUGUCACAGUCACCGAUGUCUCCACACAGACUUGGAACCGGGUCACCUGCAGAGCUGUCUGUGUUGUUUCCUCUCUCGUGCUCAUACAGGGGAGAUGUCAUUCCAAAGCACUGUCUGUCUCAAACCUCUCACACCCAUCAGUUCAAAUAUCUCAAGAAGGUUAAUGUAGCCUUUGAACAGAUCGCCAAAUAUCACCAAAAGAAGCAGAGGAAUAUUUGAAGGGUAAGCUCACUGCACAAGAUGUCCAGUGAUAUUGCAGUACAGAACAAGAAGCAUCUUUCACCUUGAACUGUAGUUAUCUCACUUUUAAAGGCCUCCUAAUUUUUGGAGGUCCCUUUGUCUGCAAACAAACUACUCCAAUCAACCCCUGAAAGCUGCUGUCUAAUUCCAUCAAAAUUCACCUUGCCCAAUUU